UGGUCCGUUGUGUAAUGGCGGCCGCAGUUCGGGAGUUCCCAGCUGGACCGGAAGUGUAAGAUUUGAGGUUUCCGCUUCCUGUUUCGCUCCCGCUUGUCUCUCACCGUCUUCCCCGCGAACUAUAGGAUCACUGAUCGUGCUAGGCCCCUCAGUCACAAUGUCUGAAGGGUGGGAAGAUUGGCCUGUGCUUGGCCCAGGAUGGAAACGCAGACAAGUAAUUCGUAAAUCCGGAGCAUCUUGUGGAAACAGGGAUACGUAUUACCAAAGCCCCAAUGGAGAGCGUGUUCGAAGUAAGAUUGAGCUGUCAAAGUUAUUGGGAGUUGAGGUCGACCUGUCUAUGUUUGACUUUAAGAAUGGGGUGAUUAUUCCCCAUGAAGAUAGGAAAAAACUCAGUAGACCAAGUUUACCUCUUCAACCUCAAAGUCAACCCAAAAAGCAACGCUUUUCUGAGCCUUCGCAGCAUGAUGUGGACCUCCAGAAUAGCGUGCAUGAGUCACUGGAUGUUCAGUGCAUGGGAUGUAUGCAGUGGUUUAAUGGAGUUGAAUUUGGGAAAUCCAAGCAGACAAACUGGUAUUGUGCAGACUGCAGAGCUUCCAGACGUGCACUUAAUAGAGAACAGAAGUUGCUCAAGAACAUGGGCUGUGGAAUCUGUGAACCAUGCAAAUUGACAGAAAACUGUGGUCAUUGCACGGUUUGUCUUCUUCGCUUUCAUAACCCUGAAUUUGGCAACUCUUGGAAAUGCGUGAGGAGGCGAUGUUUGAAGGUUCUCCGUAAGGUUGAUGGCUGUGGGACAUGUGAGGGCUGCUGCAGUACAAAGGACUGUGACAUCUGUUCUGUGUGCAUUGAAAGACUCCAGAACCCUGAUCAGCAACCCAUGGGGACUUGUCUGAACCGACUGUGUUCCAAUAAGACAAUAGUAAUCCAGCCGUCGGAAUCAAAAAGUUUUGGUGCAAAGAAGUGUACUAUAAGAAAAACUUUCGUUAACCAGGAAAAGCUGAAGAAUGAAGAGAAAGUUGCACACAAUCAGCAUUGCGCUGGGCGCCGUCAGAACCGGAGGUGUGGGGAGUGUGAGGCCUGCCUGCAGAAUGUGGACUGUGGAGAGUGUGACUUCUGCCAGGAUAAGCCCAAAUUUGGUGGCCGUAACCUAAAACGGCAGAAGUGCCGCUGGCGCCAGUGCCUGCGUUUUGCCAUGGAGAAGAACAUACCAGCAUUUCACAAAUCUCCCAAGUAUUCCAUGUCGCUGGUGAGGACAAAGCUGGAGGCAGUCGAUACAGAGUACAUGGAAACACAGUAUUCAGAAGGGGAAACCUUUCCUCUCAGAAUCCCAGAUAUGAAGCAGAUCCCACAAAAUGGAGACAACUCUUCUGUGAAUGAGUUGUAUCCUAUCCGAGUGGCAGACAUAAAAGAGGAGAGCAGCUUCACGUAUGAGAUUAAAGAGGAGCCAUUGGAGUUGUAUCCUAUCCGAGUGGCAGACAUAAAAGAGGAGAGCAGCUUCACGUAUGAAAUUAAAGAGGAGCCAUUGGACAAUCAUUGCGCAGGAAGGAUUGUGUCCAUUGAGGAGAGUGAUGACAUUGCAGAAGCAGAUGAGAGCACUCCAUUGAUCAUGGAGAUAUUCAGCCUGGGAAAAUACGAUGCCAUAACAUGUCUGGACCAGGUUCUGCAGGAGUUCAUGAAUGAGUUGAAUGAGAUCCCUCUACCUGCCUAUUGGGAGGUACAAAAUAACACCGCCCCAAACCUUCAGCUGGUUCAAAGAGACAAACUUUCCACAAUGGCAGACACGGUCAUCCAUAUCCAGCCACGAUUCCGUUUCUUUGUGAUGGUGAAAGGUCUCCCAGUCCCUUCUACCCACGAACUUUACUUGAAACACCCAAGCCACCUGACGUCUGUGUAUGAUGUAGUAGAGCUGAUCGGCGACCUGGAAUCUUACAGUCCGUGUCCUGGAAUGUGCACGCAAGGACUGCGCUCCGCUACGUGUCGUGUGCUGGUGAAAGAGGAACGUUGCACAGAAUGUUGUAAAAUUCCAUGGCCAUCGGGUAGCAGCUUCUGAGCAGGCGGGGGUGGGGGGCUGGCGCUCAGGGACAAAGAGCGAGGAUUCGGCGCUGCUCUAGAAAUACCAGUACGGUGGAGAGACGAAGAGGAACCAGUGUUGAUUGGGUAAUCAAAAGUUUCAUGUGGAGCAUCAUUGCGCCGUUAGAGACGCUUUAUAUCUUAUCGCUGGAUUAACACCCUUUAUCACUAAAUCUAUCGCAGAGUCUUGGAGACCUUCCGCAGCCAACUGGUGAGAUUGUGGGGCAAAUGCCUCACUUUCUCUCAGGUUAAUGGAGAAUGUCUGUACAGGUGGGGAGGAAUCUCGAAUCAGGAAGGGUUUGUUUGAGCCACACAGCUCCGUAUUACCUGGAGAAGCCUUGAGGCUGCAAUUAACGAGGACCAAAUAAAAGCCAUGCCACACAAUGAGUGAAAUGCAUGUAAUUGAUGUAGGGAGACGGUGUAUUCUUGCUACAGGUGAUCCGUGCAGAGCAGUGUGUAGUCUAACACUUAGCUUUCCACUUCUGCACUAAAACGCUUCCAGUUCUGUUGGAGCCCUGGCUCUGCGUUUUGGAGUGAGGCAGUUGUGCCUACAUGCAAAUGUUUCAGCCUUUCACACCAGGAUAAGCAGGACGAGGCUGUGAAUAUAAUAUGUGCAGUUUGAAUGGGUUGGUUAACAAAACACGUAUGAAAUUUAUUCACUAAAGCAGAACUUGGGGAAAAUUGAGAAGAGAAUUUAAUGUUUUAGUCCAAAAUGAGCUAAUUUGGAGAAAUUUUCCAGCUCUAUUUUUCCGUAGUAACAUUUCCAAGUCUCUUGUCAUUUUUCUACAGUUACUAUUUUGGUGAAUAAAACUUGUUUUUCUUUUUUUUCUUUCUCUCUACACUGGAAGACACUGAGGCUGGGCCACAGGUAUAUCAAAAUUUUAAGAAGAUAAAAGGAAGCAUUUUCAGGUUUAGCUUGACAGAUCUUUUAUUUUAUUAUGCUGUUGAGAUAUUUUUUGACUAAUAUAUAAACGUGUCUUCCUCUUGGCCUUCACUCCAUGUGGUGGGGGGAGUGCUGUUGUCUCUGUUUGCGCAGUUUUUUAUCCUCUGCUCUCCGCAGAGAGUUGCUGCUUUUUUUUCUUUUUGUAAAUAAAGGACAACAGUCACUGUUUUAUGUUCCAGUUCACAGUUCUGUCCCAUUUGUUACGGUAUCGGUAAAUAAGGUGUCAGGAAUACAGACCCGAUCUGAAUCACCCACUUUCUGAAAAGUUGCCAAUCUGCUAAAUAAAGCAUUGCAGUUUGUUUGCUUCCAGUUAAUUGCAUUACCAGGUAAUUUAUGUAUUGUUCUUUAAGAGUUAAGUUUAAUAUUAAACUUAGUUCCUUUUUAA
Pelobates fuscus (common spadefoot toad) is the source of this 3395-nucleotide messenger RNA. RefSeq names its product methyl-CpG binding domain protein 1 (gene MBD1). The coding region runs from base 158 to 2047 and encodes 629 amino acids. The transcript has 17 exons. NCBI's taxonomy places the organism in Eukaryota, Metazoa, Chordata, Amphibia, Anura, Pelobatidae. The record is from RefSeq and is a predicted model, not a curated record. Gene Ontology annotation, molecular function: zinc ion binding; DNA binding.